Bufo gargarizans (Asiatic toad) is the source of this 3573-nucleotide messenger RNA. It is a transcript of the gene LHFPL6, whose product is annotated as LHFPL tetraspan subfamily member 6. NCBI's taxonomy places the organism in Eukaryota, Metazoa, Chordata, Amphibia, Anura, Bufonidae. The record is from RefSeq and is a predicted model, not a curated record. The transcript is spliced from 4 exons. Gene Ontology annotation, cellular component: membrane. The coding region runs from base 380 to 982 and encodes 200 amino acids.
CCCCUCCCGUCUCCGCGGCUCUGGGAAUGUAGGACUGAGAUUUCCUGUGUCCGGGCUGAGUGUGCGGACCGCGGGGAGAGCGGCGGAGUGACCGGCCCCGGCUUACAUCUUACACGGGCUGGCGGUGAGCUCGGCGCUGUACGCUGCUGAGCAGACGGGAUACUGUGGGUCUCCAGCGCCGGGAGGAGGAGGGGGAGAUGCAGCAUCUCUGGGGAAUCCCUUAGCGGAAAAAGUAUUGACUUCAGCCUCUGGAAAUUGAACCGUACAGGAUUACCUUCUGUGUGGGAAUUGCUCAACACGUUAUUUUCUCUGGGAUAACCUUACUUGUUUUCAGCUCCCUUUUAACCUUUGAUGAGGUUUAUCUUCUUGGCUGGGCAUCAUGGCAUCGAGUUUGACAUGUACCGGGGUGAUCUGGGCACUGCUGUCCUUCUUGUGUGCUGGAGCGUCUUGCGUGGGCUUUUUCAUGCCAUAUUGGCUUUUGGGCUCUCAGUUGGAUAAGCCGGUGUCAUUUGGUACUUUCCGGAGAUGUUCUUACCCUGUGCGAGAUGAGAGCCUGCAGACCACGGUCAUGGUGGAACAGUGCGGACGCUAUGCCUCCUUCCAAGCCAUUCCAAGCCCUGAGUGGCGAAUCUGUACAGUGGUUACUGGACUUGGAUGUGGUCUUCUUCUUCUGGUGGCAUUGACCACUAUCAUGGGAUGCUGUGUCUCAGAGCUUAUCUCCAGGACUGUUGGAAGAGUGGCUGGUGGGAUACAGUUUCUGGGAGGGCUGCUGAUUGGAUCUGGUUGCGCUUUGUAUCCUCUGGGCUGGAACAGUGAAGAAGUUCGACAAGCGUGUGGAAAUCUCUCAGCACAGUUUGAAUUGGGCAUGUGCAGAAUUGGAUGGGCUUAUUACUGCACCGGUGGAGGAGCGGCAGCCGCCAUGCUUAUCUGUACAUGGUUGUCCUGUUUCUCAGGAAAAAAGCAAAAGCAAUAUCCAUAUUAGAAGCCAUCUGGAAAGUGAGGAGCAGCACUCUGUUUUCUGAACCUAGUUUUGGAGCUUGCUGACCGGGACAAUUGACAAGUUGUAAUGACUUUGUGAUCUGACUCUGCGCCGGCAAGAACUUGAAAUGGAUAAAACGCAACUUGUGAAAACAGAAGUCUGGUUCUAAGUAAGGACGGUGUGUUGCGGACAGAGGACCACGAUGUUUGGUGGCCACAAUAAUGAUCUUGUUGGAUCCAGGUCUACAGUUGAUCAUUGCUGAUUGGUAUAAGCACAUAUAUAUAUAUGAAUAGCACAAAGGCAUUUGUUCCCAUAACCUUUGAUUAUUCCAUCUGUCAAAAAUGCCUACAAUUGCAUUCGUAUCUCACAGAAUGUGGUACAUUGGAGGACUUCUUCUCUCCUCUCUCUCGUUUUCAUGUUUUUCCUUAUGGUGGUCUCAGCACAGUAGUCCCAGAUAAGUUACUGUAUCUGAGAAUUCUCCAGUCCCACGACUGUUAUUUGGGUAUUAUUACAUAGUGCUGUAUCUACAUAAUAUGAAUAUGGACAGGUAGUGACAAUUAAGAAAAUUGGGUGAACAGAAACUGAGAAAACAUAAAAAAAAAAACUCCUGGAGUGGCUCGCAAAGCCUACUAUAAUUUAUCCAAAUUUCCCGACUUGUAGGAAACUUUUCACUAGUACAAUUCACUUUACAACGGUGAACUUAAAGGUUGCCAUUGUCACCGACUAAACCUACUCCUGUCUGUAAACCUUCCUACACUUGUAGCCUUGACAAGGAGCUGACCUCCUUAAUGCACUAGGCUGCCAAGGAUGGAUGUUGGCGUUGAUCUAUUCAGUACCUAGGUUACCAGAGAAGGUAGCAUUUACCCUUGAAUUACCCUAGACCACCUGGGAGGUUGAUAACCCUUUCACUAACCAAGAAUGCAGGGAUAUUAGACAAAGGACCCAUUAUCACACACCCUUUUCAUCCGGCCAUUACUUUAUCAGGUUUCUCAAGUUGUGAAAGGUCUUCUUUAUUAUAGCUUUUUGUGCAUUGAAAUAAUAGGUCAAUAUGUUUUUGGGGGGUCAGUACAGAAGUGCAUAGGGUUAUAACGGUUCAUCCUAUUGCUUUAGCAAAAUGGGACUUUGAAGUGGUUACAUGGGUUGUUUCAAGUAAUGGGACCUGCUUCUGCAAGCCCCUCUGAAGGCCUCCAGGUAGGUCCAGGAGAACCACAGAGCUCAUGCUAGUUUUCCCUGUAGUGACGUAUGCAGUAGCCCCUUUUUAUAUGCUACAUGUUGUUAAGCGGGUUGUCCCACGAAAAAUUAUAUACAUUUUUCAAACCCGCACCUGGAUCUAGAUUGCGUUAUUCACUGAAAUGUAUCGGUAUAGCGCCACCUGCUGUUUGCCCUUUUUCUAAAUUCUCUGUCCAGCUCACUGAGGUUGACCUAUAUGGUCAGUUCCAACCUUCAACUGCCAGCAGCUGCAGCAUACAGGACGCGCCCUUUGAACUGCCAGCUUAAAAUAAAUCUAGCAGAGCAAUUACAGCAAUGAAUGGGGAAAUUUCUGGAUCCAUGUCAGGUACAGGGCUGGUUUACCAAGAGGAGGCUGUUAUGUACUACAUGAUGUCUGAUUUUCAUUUUUUACAUUACUCAUGGGAUAACCCCUUUUACAUGGAUGUAUUCUGCAAUCCAGCACAACCCUGUUACAGACCUACCAAUUAGGUAAAGAUGCCUAAAAAUGUUACCAACCUGUAUGAAUAUAUAAAUGACCAUAUAAAAGCCAUGAAUCCUUUAAACUUGUGGCUCAAUAAAUUAAUUCCUGAUAAAUACAAGAAAAAUAUCCCAAACUUUUACGUCAAUUACUUCCAUGCAUUCCACAUGUAGCGGACCUUCAAGACCAUGUCUAGUAGACAUCUCACACUUUGUCAGGAAACCCUUCUCUGUAGAGUCUUGCCCUUUACUCCGCUCUAUAUGGAACCUUCCCCCGAGCUUUUCUUAAAUGUCGAUCAGGUAAAAGCCAUAGCCUCCUUCCUCCCAUCACUGGAAUAACAUGAAAACCCGAGAGACUUCCCUCUUUAACCCCUCCAUUUUCUGAAUCUCCUCUGUGCUACUAUGUCCUCCGAAAAACAGAGGAGCUUCGUGUUCAGUAUUAUUUUUCCUUUUUGCUGCAUAUAUUAUGUAAAAUAUUCAUUGGACCAGUAAGCACCCUUUAUAACCACUUCAGUUUUAUGUGCACAAGUGAUGAUAGGAGCCGAUAUUGCAUUAUCUUUUAUUUUAUCGUACAUAUUUUAUCAUAUUCCAGCAAUAUUCUAUCACAUGAUUAUAGUUUUGAUUGCUCUUGCAAAUGCAAUAUCCUGAUGUUUUGUCAGCGGACCCUCAGUAAUCUCUUAGAAUACCCUCUCACAUACAUGGCUUAUGUUCUACAUGUCAUAGAGAUCACGCGUGUGGUGUAGUUGCCAUGCCUUUUUUUGGGCUAUUUAACGUUUACUAUCAUUUUUUUAACGACAAGGUAGUAUGUUUGUAUUUAAAAAGGUAUAAACCCUGUAUAUACUGUACAAGCUUCUUAUACCAUGGUUUGUAGAGUAAAACAAUAAAGUACUCUAGUACUUUUUAUAGAA